Symbiodinium sp. CCMP2592 is the source of this 1269-nucleotide messenger RNA. Lineage: Eukaryota; Dinophyceae; Suessiales; Symbiodiniaceae. The record is from the annotation of a GenBank genome assembly.
AUGGUGAAGGUCGCACGUGCUUUUCCUCGCCGCACGUGUCCUAGUUGCUCUGGGUCACUCGUCAAGACCAUCACGGGCCCUCGCGACGUCAGCAAGGGCGUCCUCAUCGGGAGUGAAUCUUUAUCCAAGACGAGCACUCGUGUCAGUCGUUGUGUCCGAAAGGGCUGUCGGGUUUACGUUCGUCACAACUACAUGCGGAUCGCCGGAGAAAAGAUCAACGUUCUCUCCUUCAAUCAAAUGAAAGCAGCUGGUGUGUAUUUCGUGACCACCAAGACAGCAUUCACCAUGUCCUACCUCGAACUUUGCUAUCUUCGUCUUCUUCGCGCGAAAACAUCCCCAGGACAGGAGGCUGCGGUCCGAGUUCUUCUUCAUCAAGGACAUGACGAUCUUCCAGAUCAUCGAACCUUCCGUGAUUGCCUUUUGCGUGCUCUCGAGGCUUAUGCUGUGGCGAAGCGAACACCUGACCAGGUUGUCUCCUUCAACGUCGACUAUCCGGCCAAGGAGGUAGUCCGACUUAGCCGCAGUCAGCCUUUGCUUUUCCAUCCCAUGAACGGCGUGCGAGAGGUGGCCAUGGAUGGGAAUUUCGGCUUGCAUCGUCAUCUUCUUCCAGGUGUCGACCCUCCCCGGACCAAGCAAUUGCCAGGACGACCACGGAAAGCUCUUCGUGAGGAUGAGCGAUCGUGUAGCUGUGCCAGAAAGGAUUCUCUCCACUUGGCACUGCCACAGCGGACUGCGGGAUGGCAGUUCGCAGUGGACCCUUCGUCCAGAAAGGUCUUGGCGGCUUUGGAGCACAAAGCCAGUGAGUCUCAUGGAGACAAGGUUCGCUUGUUGCAUGGACUUUUUGCAGAUCCGCAAUGUGUUCCUGACGUCCUGAUCCAUGACGACGCGUGUCACUUGGAGGCCUAUGUCCGGAAGCAUCAUCCUGACAGUUUCCCUAGUGUCAAACACUUCAUAGUGGAUGCCUUUCACCGCCGCAACCACAAAUGCAGCAAGCGGGAAUUGACCGUGUCGCAGAAGCGACGCUGCAACAGGGUCCGGACAAACAUGUCCGAAAGCUUCAAUGCUUGGAUCCGCGCCCUGAAUUUUUUCGUCAAUUCGCUUCGGCCCCACAGCCAUGCAUUCUGGAUUGAGGAAGCCUGCCUGUUUUAUAACACGAAUCUUGCUCCUCUGCCCACAUUCGUAGCACGACCGCGGGGACGCCGCAAUGUCAAGGCUCGCAUGAUGAAGAAGCCUGCCGCCAUUCGCAAGCGGCCAAGCAGCCGUAGGUAG